UGGUGUUCGACUUCUUGAAGGCCAGAAAUGGCUCUAUUCUUGACUCCUUGGGCAAGUUAUCGAGGCAAAAUGAUAUUUUUUCUUCCUUAUACGGCGUAUUUACGUCAGGAUUUUUUAAAAUAAGAACUAAAAAUUCUAUUGUUAUCGAAAGGUACGGAUGGCGGGCUAAAUUUCUCGUUUUGAUGAUGGCAGUAAAAUGGCGAUCGAAGCUAAAAUCGAGAUGCUAUUUGGUGGAUGUCAAACUUAAUUCCAAGGAAAAGGUUGCGAGAUUCCAGAAGAAUUUUAAGACCUCUCUCGAAUAACUAGGAUGUCCACGACUUCCUCUAGCGGUGAAACGAUUGAAAUUACAGAUGACAACUUUGUAAGUAAACUUUAUACAUGUAAGCUUAGGAACAUGUUUAUUAAAUGCAUAAAUUGCUUAAAUUGGAGAACAUAGCCUAUUUCUCCAAGGAAAAACGUAGAGUCAGUUGAGUUAUUGCAUUGUCAACGACAAUUUGAUGGGAAAUCCCCUUGUAUGUAAUACCUUAACAUAGAAGUGUAUUUAAGACACGUUUUGAAAUAGGUCUGAUAGAUAAAACACAGAGGAAGCGCCUGCCCAGUCCUUGUUGAUCAAGUUAAAAUGCGAUUAAUACAGCCAAGUAGCAAUAUGCAGCAGUUACAUUUCCUCAAUGCUGCCUUGCAAUGACGUGAUGGAUUUUACUCAUUUUAAAACUGUCUGACUUUGCUACCUGUUUGCUGCCGCAGUGGUUUAUUAGUUUGCUGUCAAAGCAACAAACAUGUAGACGGAAUCCGCCAGGACACUGAGUAAUUUUGAUUUUCAGUGGACAAAAAUCUUGAACCAGAAUAAUUAACAGCAUAUUGCAUUCUUUCUUACAUUUUUCAAGGGCUAAAGAUGUAAUGAAUCAUCUGUAGUAACACCAAAAAAAAAUUCUGAUGGGAGCCCGAGAAAACGAAUGUCAAAUUUCACAAAAUUACAUCUUACACAUGAAAAUUUUAAAAUUUUACCGGUAUAAUCCCAAUUCUUGUGAAAUUUGACAUUCAUUUUCUCGGACUCCCAUGAGAAAAAUUCUUUAGUGUUGCUGCAGAUGAUUUAAUUACACCUUUAGCCCUUGAAAAAUGUAAGAAAGAAAUAUGCAAUAUUCUGGUACAAGAUUUUUGUCCACUGAAAAUUAAAAUUACUCAAUUUCGUGAUGGAUGCCGUGUUAAUAACCUUGAUGUAAGCUUAAUGCUUUGAUCAUAUAUUUUCUUAUUUUCUAGUCCUUAUAAGCUGCAUUUUUUUCGUGUUUUGUAAGCGUGUUCAGGUGGAGUCAAAAUUGGCUUUAAUUGUUGCCAAACCCACUCACUGUGUGGUAGCAAUUUUGCAGAGAUGAGCCUUUAGACAACCUUUGAGGCUGCUAUUCCACCCUCUUGUCUUGCAAUUGCUGAUUCCUCUGUCAGCAAGAUCGUUAUCUGCCACUUGGAUACAUUGGAAUGUAGUUUCGCGCGUGUAAAGAGGGGUUGGUAUAAGGCAACACAUGACUUUUACCUUGUGCCAAAGUGCUGCUAUUGGGGCUGUUUACUUGUUGUAAACUUGCAAUUUUAUCUUGAAACUUUGUUACUGAAAUGAACAAAUGAUGCCCUAAAACUACCAGGUGUAGAUUAUGUUGUGAAUAACUGGGCACUAGCUGUGAUGUUAAAAGCUUUACCAUUGGCUUUCUCAAGCAUAUUGUUGUUGAAAGAGCUAAUCAUUAUCUCUGUUAAAAAAAUGAUAAAAACACCAAUCAGAUCAAUACAAAACCAAUCAAUUUUUAGCAAAAUUUGCUCAGAAAAUUCCCUAAGAAAACAAAACUGGAAGUAGCCCCACCGGGAUUUGAACCUGCACCCCAAACUCCUCCAGUGCAAAAAGUGCGACCUCAUACCACUGGUUCAUGCAACCACUGAACAGUGUAAUUCGUAAAAUUAAUAGUUUUAAAGUAUUGGUUCUCUGCCAUUCACACUGUUUGAACCUUGUGGAGCUGUCUUUAUCAUGAAUUCAAAGAUACAUUUGAGGAACAGUAGCUUAAACGAGUAUUUCAAAACUAUUUUGCAUUAUUUCCGCGUUUUCUCGGGCUUUAUAUAGGCUGUUGAUGAAUGCAGUGUGGUCUUCUUCGCUGCUCUCCCUGAAGUUCAGUUCCCUGUUCUUAGCCACUUGUCCAAUUGGGCACUGUUAUGUUCGCAGCCUGCUGCUUUUUGCCUCAGAAAUUCUUUGCGAUUCGCCAGGUGAUUUGCUAACGUACAGUGGAGGAUGAGCGCUAGUUGGUGGCCGUUUUGCCUGGAAACCCAAAAUGCAUGAUGCAUUUUUAGGUUCAGAGCCUCCCUCCAGUCUGAAUUUCCAGAGCUGUUAAGCCCCCCUCCCGAGAGAUUUUCCAGCAUGCCUUCCGUCGUGGGGGCGUGGAUUUUCUCUGGAAUAACCCAUUAUACCAUGGGAAUGGCUUAGGAAAUCACAAGAAGUCCUUACAUGUACAUAGCUUAAACAUUAUUUUGCUUUAACAUUAUAAUGAUAUGACCAAUAGCAGAGUGCAAAGAAAGUCAUUUUUAAAGGUUGCCAUUCGGGCAGGCUGAAGCUAGAAUAUACUAGCCCAAACGUCAUUUUAACUAGCACCAAAAACAUUUUGAUAGCAAAAUCCACUAGCCCUGGGCUAUCGGACACUACUGUCUUUGCACGCUGAAUAGUAAUCUUAGUCAGUGAUUCGGGAGUGAUUCGGGAGAGUCAAGGCAUGAUAAUUAUUAUAUGAAAAAGUGACAAAUUUAAAAACGUUGUUUUAAUUAAGAGUUACAUGAAAACCAUCAUAAUUUCACUUGUGUAAAGAAGAUCAAAUAAUGUGCAUUCCUUCAAUUAAAUGUACAAGAAUUGUAGGAGAACUUUCUAACUGGUCAAUUCCCCACCUGCUAAUUUCAUAUAUCUGCCAACUUGAAGUCUGAAGUGACAGCCCUGCACUGAAAAUGCCUUUUAGUUGCAUAAAUGGGUGACAAAGUACCUAACAAUAUUUUUUUGUUUGUUAUUUCAUUGCAACUCAUUUAUUCAUACCAUUGCAAUAAUUAUGUUAUAUACAUAUAGAAAUGAAACAAAACUCUAUCGACAUGUAUAGUGUGCUGUUGUGGGCAUUACUUUUAAUAUUAUUAUUGUCUGUGUUCAUUGAGAUUUAACAUCAUUAGCCUGUGUAUAAUUGGAAAUGUUCUCAGGAGCGUCUUGAGAGUGGUGCCACUUUGAUUAUUACUUUUUUGAUUGGCAUCUCCAUCAGUGAAACUGUAUAUUUACAGUGCAUGCAAGCAACUACAUCUGUCUACACCUCAGGUUCUUUAUUCACAAGCAAUUUCCACGUUUAUACUAACAUAAACUCAUUGCUUUUCAGGAAACCUUUCUGUCAGAUGAUGAAGGAUUUGUAGAGUUCUUUAAUGCAUUCUUAGCAUUACCUGUAAGUUUUUCCCACACUAAUUUUGUAUUACAUUAACUUGUGUCUGAGUCAUUCAAGUAUCUUAGGUUUACCACCAUUGUUACUCAGGUGCAUGGUUGUCCUUCUUAGGAGGCAAUGAGGCAUUUUUUCUUGGCUCGGCAGAUGGCCAUGGUACAUUCAAACAUGACCAGGAUUAAUUAUUAUAUUUAUGGUCUGAACCACAUAAUGUUGCUUCAACCUUGUUGUAACACUUACUCCUCAUUCUCAACAAUUUUGCCAAAUUAGACAGUUUGGGCAUACCUGUACCUCUUUUUCUGAGAUCUUUUUGUUAGCUGAGGUCAAUUUAAUAGAACUUUUUAAAAGAGAAGUGCAAUGAAAAAGUGUCGCCAUUGUUUUAGAGUCUGAAUACAGUAGCUGUACCAAUAAAUUUCACUUGUAAAAGUUUAUAUAUAACGGAGCUCUGGUCUUUUGCUCUUUCCUCCACCAGUGGCUCAAUUGGAAAUUUGGAAAUGAAAAUAAAAACUGGGUUAUUGUACCCCACACUGUUCAAAACAAAAAACAGUUGUAAUCUAUUCAUGUUGACCUUCAGCAGCAUGAUUGAAAUAAAAUUGUUGUUCUAAGGAGGUAUUAAACUGCUGUUUUUUUUAAAAAAAUAAUUAAAAUGAAAUCCGAGUUUUUGCCGAUCAACGGCGUGAUGAUGAUGAUGCCGUUGAUUGACAAAAGCUCUGAUUUAAUUUUUAUUUCUUUUUUUAAAAACAGCAGUUUCAUGCCUCAUUAGAACAUAUUUUUAUAAAAAAAUGGUUAAGAAAAUAAUUAAGAUUGGCUUUUUUUCCCCAUUCUCAUUCCAUCUCAGUUCCUCUUUCCUGUCCUGUUUUUUUCCGUCACCACUAGCUUUGUUACUUCAGAUAAUAAUUAUUAUUUUUCUCUCAUCCCUAGUAUGUUCAUCCAGCAAAAAAUACCUUUUGAAAAUAAAAUGUGUUUUCAGUGCUUUGCAGAACGGUUGUUCUAUAACAACGAGCUUGAAGUUUUUGAAGAAUUCAUUGAAAAAUUAGCAGAUGACGUGGGUAAAGGAGACGCCAAAAGCGCAUCACAGUUGCGUCAGUUUACACACUUCAAGGGAACCAUAUACAAUGUUGCUGACAAUCAAUCUCGUAUUGGUUACUACGUAACUGUUCUUGAUAAAGUUCAUGGGCUGGAAUUUGUUAAGAAACACAGACUACCCUUAUUUAUGAGAAGCGAGCUGUAUGCUGAAUUUAAACUUUCCAAACACUUGUCCGCCGUCCAGGUUAGUAGAUUAAAUUGUAAAGUAUCGUUUCAAAUGCAUAAGAUAGCAUUUGUAGAUUAAAGUAUAAGAUAUAUUUAAAUUGAGCAGGGCCGAGUUGUUCAAAGGCCGAUUAUCGCUUAACCCGGGUUUCUUUUUCUUGUGUUCAAAAGCAUUUUCUGGGAUAAUUCUCUCUGUUAUUUUUAGAGCUUCCAAUCAUCAACUUGUAGACAAAAAGAAUUAAAACUGAAAUGCGUUUUAAGCUUUCAAAUCUGGAUUCAAAUCUCGCACUAACCCUGGGUUAUCUGAACCCAGCUUUGAACAACUCAGCCCUGUUCUUCCAGGGGUUAUUGGUCAGCAAAAAACCUCAAAUACUUAUUAAAUAUAUAUCAACAUCACACAGAAAGUGCUGAGUGGGCAUAAAAAAGGCUUAAACCUCGUUAGCGUACGUGUAGCCGCAUCCUUCCCACCUCCGAAACAUAAUUUUGAAUUUGCCAUUGAUGUGUUGUAGGCACAUAGUUUACUAGUGAAGGCUGAUGUUGUUUGUCACAACGCUUCACAAAUAUAACGUGAAACUUUACCACUCAAAACAGUAAAGCGCAUGCUCUUUUUAGGCUACGUUCUGAUUUAUAAUCAAGAAGUCAAUUUCAAUUUUCACAUAACAUUUCUACAAUUAAAUGUGAUUAAAAUGUUCUGUAAAAACUGGUUUUUCCCUUACUUCCGGGUAUUUGCCUCGAGCUCCCGAUAACUGGAACUUUUUUCCAUUUCCCUUGAAGGUUCGAGUUAUCGGGAGUCGGCUUUAUCUUUUUAAAACCGCUCUCCAGAGUGGAGAUUUGUGAAAACGUCGUUUUGCCAACGUUUUGCCUGUAUUUCUGUGGAGUUUGUGGAUGGUGAAAACGAUUCACGGUCACGGUGUUGGAUCCAGUCUAUCCCGUGCACGAGAUUAGUAAAUGCGCAUGCUCCCGUUAACAUGAUCAAAGAUAGUACCGCUGUCACAGCGUUUUGGGCAUCCCCGCGUUUUGGGCAUCCCCAUUCCCAUAUCCCUAGCGUUUUGGGUAUCCCCUUCUCAUAUUACUGCAGCGUUUUGGGCAUCCCCCGGUACCCUCUCGGGAUGCCCAAAUCCCUAGCGUUUUGGGCAUCCCCUCCAAAACAAUUUGGGAUUUCGCGGAAAAAUCGAAAACCUUUUAGAGAUGGAUUCCGCUAAAUAUACAAAUCUGUUCCGGUAUCUUAAAAAUAAGGUUUAUCCGAAAGGCUUUACAAAGCAGGACAAAACAAUUCUUAGAAAAUUCGCCAAAAAGUUUGAGUAUGACUCAAAAUUAGAGUCCUUGUUCUACGUGGCCAAGGAGAAGGAUGGCACAGCGCUUCGACGUCUUGUUAUCGCCGAGGAAGAUAAAGCGAGGGUCUUCGAAGAGUGCCACUCUGCUCCUUUUUCUGGACACGCCGGCCGCGAUAACACUCUGAGGAAAAUCAAAGAGCGGUUUUACUGGCCUGGCUACUACAAGGACACGAUAGAAAUGGUUAGUUACAAAUGUUAUUUAUUUGCCAAUUGAUCGUGUUUUUAAAACACCCGCGUUGAUAAUCGAAAACAUACGCUAAAUUUCUUCUGUUUUCAGUCUUCUUUGAAAGGGUGAGGCAUAAUUGCAUCUUUUGGUAGGUUGUCAAAGGGCAUUGUAAACCGGAGUCCUUCUUAUAGAUCCCGUUUUACCGGAUUUUUCUAAAAAGCCUUCCUUUUUAGCUAUCACUGCUUGCAGGAUUUUUUUCUAGAUAUGCCUUUCCCUUGCACUGCAGGUUUUUUUUUUUUUUUUUUGGGGGGUUGUCACCCCACCUCCGGUUAUUUCUGACGAUUUGAGGCCUCUGUAAUUGUGUGACAGCCUUUCCUGUAUCAAGUAGCGCUGCGGGGUUACGUUGUACAGGCCUCAAAUGUCAUGAAUACUAUGAAUGCAACACCGCAAAACGCAGUUUUAUUCAUGUUUACCUUUUGAUUCCUUUGUUUAGUAUUCUUGGUUUUGGCUGUUUGGAAUCAGACGAUCGCAGCUGCUGGCGAUUGCUGCAUUGCUCGCUUGUAAACAGUUCUAUUAAAUAAAAUUGAAAGCUUUGCAAACAAUGAAGUGUUGUGCAUCGAAGCGAUGUUAUGCGGUUGUAAAUUUCAGUUUCGUCAUGUUUUGAGCCAACGUUUACUGCCUAUGGGUUUUUUUUCUGCGCAAUUAACCCGGCAAAAAGUGUCGGACGAUAUAAUUCUAACAUGCAUCUACAUUAUUUAGCCGUAAAUUCGUGAUUAACAAUCCCGACUUUUCCCCAGUCUGAAAUAAUUUAGGCAAAGUCGAAGUGAUCAGCGUUUUGGGCAUCCCCCACCGGGGAUGCCCAAAACGCUAGGGAUAUGGGAAUGGGGAUGCCCAAAACGCGGGGAUGCCCAAAACGCUGUGACACCGCUUUCAGUGACGAUUGCGUUUUCGCGUGGACAAGCAAAAACGGUUAAAACACCGGCAACUUGCAGACGCGGUUUUUUCAUUUGAAAGUGGAGAAAAAAAUCUCCCCUUUCAAACAAAAACGGAUAGGUGUGGACUUGGCCUCGGAGUAUGCAUGUUAUCUCCCCCACCUCAAAAUAUAACAUGACUCGAGAGUGAAGUAUAAGACUCUUUCUGUCUUUUUUUUAAGGAGUCAUUUUUCCGAGGUCUUUACUCCGAAAGCUCAGAUGAAGACAGUGGUGUUGAGGAACUAACAGUGGUUCGUCCUUUGACUCGGCGGCGAAGCGUCGUCAGUUUUAAUUUGAGUCCUUCAUUAGGUGGAGAUGAACAAUCCUCUGAAGAGGAAAAUGACAGGGACAGCGAAGAACACCUUUACUUACCAACUCACGUUCGAACUAUUGAAGAAACGUUUGAUGCUUGGCAUGAAUCAUUUACACGUUCAGACAGCCGUAUCAGUAUGUUCAGUUCUGGUGCUGGCUCGCCAUUCCCAAGAACACCCCAAAUCUUGGAGGAAGAAGAAGAAGAAGAAGGGGAAGUCACCCCGAAAUUUAUGAACGAAGAGGACGCCCUGGAGACUCAGUCAAGCUACAGUAUGUCAAGUGUUCAGGAAAGUGAAGUUUCGGUUGGGAACAAUUUUAGACCCGUCUCACGGAUGAGCUUUCUUAGUGAUGAUUUUGAGAAGACUUUAAAUGCGAAUGAGAUAUCUAGGGCUAGCUCCGCGUCCGCCAGUAGUGUCUCAAUGGCGAUGGAAACGGCCAGUCAGAAUAGCGUAGUCCACGAAGAGUUAAAUGUAGGGAAUGAAAACGAUGAGAAGUCCUUUGGGACAGACGAAAUGACGCGGAGUCUGUCUUCUGUGGUGAGUUUUAUUACGGAGCAUGGCCAAGUUUCAAGGAGUUCAUCAACUUUGGAGAACGUGGAUGGUGAAACAGUGCGGUACGAAGUGUCAUCAAAAGAAUGUGUAGAACACAAUGCUUCCAGUCCUCCAAGUGAGAGAGACGUGGAUGUUGUAUUGAGCAUCGAUGAACAAAAUUCGAACGCGCCUGGUGCCGUGGCGGUAGGAGGUGAAAACAUACGUAUGUCAGAAAGUGUUGUGGUUGCCAUGGGGAAAGAUGAUGUAUCGACCGUAGAGUCUGAAAAGAAUGCAAGUACGCUGAAUAUUGAUGUUGAUGAAGACAAUUUUUCCCCUGUUGGUGAUGACAAAGAUGAAGUUACAACACAAACGUCCGAUGGUGGAAAGAUACCAAGUAUAGUAGAGACUAUGUGCAGUGAUUAUGAGGACGGAGAGCUUACCAUCACUGGGACCUCUGUGGAUUCAGUCAAUGAAGAAAACAGCGAGACGGUUAGAGAGGUAGCGAGUGAAGAAUUGUCCCAAGCAAAUGAAGACAUGGAGGAGUCAUCGGUGAAUAGUGUAGCUGAAGGAAAAGAUAAAGAUGACGAGAAACAGGAGAAGGAGGUGUUUGGUGAUUUAAGCAAAGAAGAUUGUCUUCAUUGCCGGAGCAUUUCUCAAGGUAAAGAUGCAGUUCUGAUUGACGGUUUCCAUGACAGUUUAAACGAUGUUGAUGAUUCAGCGCAGUCCAAGCUGUUAGACCCAAGUUCUGAAACGUCAACGAUGUUAGCUGAUCAUUGCACCGAUCAGAAAGACUCGGAAAAAGAGAGUUUGGCUCACCAAGAUAUACCAACGGAACUGGAUGGUAAAUCUGAAGCCGGGGCGCAAGAAAGCAAGUCUCUAGUAGAAGAAGAAAGCGAAAAAAAAGUAGCCAAUAAACCUGACUCAACUGAGCCCCCGAUUUCCUCCGAACAUUGUGAAUCACAGGAAUCCCAGUCAGUUACUGAGCCACAGGACGCACCGGAAGACGAAAACGAUUCUCAGGACGAAUCUGAAAGUAAAAAUGAAGGCAACGACGAGGAUGAUGAAGGAGGGUACACAACGGAAGCAAGCGCCACAACUCUGCAAGGAAUUCGUGGCGUUUUGGGCCGUCGACGGCUAACACGCUGCAGCACAGCGGCCACGUCGAUAGGAUUGGAUAUCGACGAUGAAUCCGCUUUCAGUGAAGACGGAUUCGAUGCUGAGGAAAAACCUUAUGAUUUAGCAACAAAGGAUGGUUUGGAAGCUUUUAAACAGUUUCUUUUGGAUACAAGCGGUGAAAAAAUGUUGCAGUUCUGGUUAGAAGUUGAGUGUGGAAGACACUUGGACGAUCAUGGCCAAAAGAACAGGUGGGUGCAGUUGCGCCGCCUUCAAAAAACACUUUCAAAAUUUCUUCUUUAUCAACCUUUAAAGCUGCAAUUAAGCAAUUAAAAAAAAUCGCAAGAAAUGUUUGAGCUAGAACCACGAGAUGGAAGGCAACAUAGUUUUAAGCAAAACGCGAGACUCGCGCACUUCUCAGUCUCACAUAGUAUCCCUUAUGUUUCUUUUAUAGCCUACGUUUCGAGCGUUUCCAAACGAGUUAUUGGGUGAAAGUUAGAGCUAGAGCAAAAUAUUACUCUUUUUUUACUCUUGUCCCAACUUGCUCGACGAGCUUGCGUGGAAACGCUUGCUAUGCAGUCUAUUUCUUUUAUUUCGUGAAAACGAGUAGUUUUCGCGAUUCGGUAGAAAAUGACUUAAGUUCACGAAAAUCUUGCAGAUGGGGACAAUAAGGUUUUCAAUGAAUCGAUACUAAAACCUUUAUCUAGCAUGCAUUUAAAAACCAUGUAUUUUUCCACAAUACUGGCUUUAUUUGUAGAUCCUUAAGUUAUCAUUACGGCAGUCAUACUUUAACGCACGUAACACUACUGUUACAAUAUGAAGUUGCUAAAACAGUGGUGCUUGUAUUUGUUAGGCUGGUGCAGAAUAUACGCGACAGGUAUUGGAAAAGUGGAGGGAUUUACGAGUUCUCUGCUGCAACUAAAACAAGAUUAAAAAUGUUAGACGCGUCACUGUUAACCUUCAACAGUUUGUUUGCUGUUCAACCUGAUGUUCUUGAGCCUUUGUUAAGUUAUUGGUAAGUUUAUUUGACAUUGGUGAAGUACAGAAAAUGGAGCAGUUGUGAUUGCAUACUUCCUCAGUUAUUUCCUAAUACAAUUUACCUGUUUACAGGAGUAUCCGAUUCACCAUGCACCAACAACGUCGUUCUGUUUCCCGCGACCUGGAAUACACAAGACUUGCUAAAGAAAGACCCAAGUCUUGCAUGAAACGCGAAAGCGCCCUUUCAAACCUGCCUCAAGUUCCUGCUCAUACGGGCUUGGCCCAGGUGCACUCGGACAAGCUAACUACCAGGCCCCAGAGCAGUACCGUCAAGAAAACUACCCAGCACCAGACUUCCAGGCCUCAAUUGCGUGCCAAGUCCGCGCAUCCUAGGCUUCUGCAAGCCAAUAAAUGCAUCCAUACCAACGCCAGUACAAAGCAGUUGCAGGCAAGUAGUAAAGGAGCUCUGUCAUGAUUGUCUCGUUCAUUUUGUUGGUAAUGAGCUUACGCAACAUGACGGAAGAAAGAAGAGGACAGUAAAACGUUUAUGUCUGACAAAUAUGACAGGGCUAUUAUUUCUGUGUUUUGUCAUGAUCUUCACGUAAUAUCAUUAUGUUCUGGUCUUUUACAAAACGAUCUGUUUAAACGAGCUGUGUCGCCAAUUUUGAAAACUCGGGUCGUUGUGCGUUUCUGGGAAGCUGCCCACCUACCCCUCUCCUAAGCCAACAUUAACACUUACUUCUCACUUGGUUAGGAAUUGCCACCAAAACUUAGUGAGCAUUAAAAAUAAUCGCUCAAAACUUUAAAAGAAGGCAUCAAUAACACAGCAAAUACAAAAGUAGGUACGGAUGGACAAACUAGAAGAAGAUUGAAACUUGUAUAAUUUCGACUUUCUGGAACUUUUACUUUAAAAUUCUUCAUUUUUUGUCACAUUAAACAGCAUGGCGUUAUUAAUCCAAAUUCGUUUCUUAUUACUUAACUUUUAAUUUAAAAUGUCGCUCUAACCGCGAAUCCCAUUCAUUUAAUGAAACGUUCUUGUAUCAUGUAUUUGUUCGUUUGCUUAUUGAUUGAUUGAUUGAUUUAUCUGUUAUUUAUUAGUACAUCCUUGAACCAUGGAAAACUGGUUAUGGAUUUGAGCAGCCUCCUGGGCCUACCUUCCCAGUCGAACCUGAGCCAGACUACCUACCCUCUGUCAGGCUAUUUAUCAAUCCUAUUCUGUCACUGGCUGAUUUAACGCCUCAAUCCUUUUCGUGGGCAUUUCCCCCAGACUUUCUGAUAAAGUAAGAUUCACCGCGAAUGAUGAGGUAAUCUUUAAUCUUUAAUCUUUAAUCACAGUUCGUAACCAUGAACAAUAACGGACGGUUCCAAAUUCCCAUGGAAACCUUCCAAAAAAGAAAAAAGAAAAAAAAAAAAAAUAAUUAAUUAAAUUAAAAGACUAUAAAUUAAACUAUAAAUUACAAACCUAGAUGCCUAAUAAUAAUGAUGCAUAAACUUAUAUUAAAGACACUAUGCCUAAUAUUUUAAGGUAAAUUAUGAGCGAAGGUACUUAAUCAGUGAAACUUUAAAAGACUGAAGGCUAGGAGAUGACAUUACUUCAGAAGGCAAAGAGUUCCAAUCAUUAAUAUAUCUAUGAAAAAAUGAAUAUUUAAAAUAAUUUGUACGGGCAACUUUAGGCCUUAUUUUAUACUCAUGCUUACUUCUAGUUCGAGUUAUUCCAAUAAUAUCAAAGUAAUGAUGGCAAUUGAUAUCACAGUAACCAAAUAUAAUCUUAUACGUUUGAACUAGGCUAAGAUUUUCCGUCUCAGUUCUAAAGAGUCCCAUUUUAACUCUAAAAGUCUUUCAGGAUAUUCUUUGUCGGGGCCACAUAUUAGUCGGGACGCUCUUCUCUGAAUUGCUUCGAUUGCCUUGGUGUGUUUCACCAGAUAAGGAUUCCAGACUGGGCAGGCGUACUGAGGAUAGGUAUCACUAGCGCCUUAAAAGCUGUCUUGAUACCAGUCUUGUUUGAAUAACCAAAUGUCCUUUUAAUCAAGCCCAACACCUUGUUAGCUUUAGCACAAAUUGAGUUAAUGUGAUAAUCCCAUGAUAAAGACGACUCCAACCAAACUCCCAGGUGUUUGUGGUGGUCCACUUCCGGUAGUAAGAUGUUAUUCAACGAAUAUUGACAUCUUAUUGGAUCAUUCUUCCGUGUAAUGUGUAGGACUUCGCACUUCUCGGUCUUAAGAGUAACAAGCCAACUCUUGCACCAUUCAGAGGUAGAUGUCAAAUCCUCUUGAAGUAGAUCGCAAUCCGAUCUAUUUUCUAUGUGUCGAUGAAGGACAGUAUCGUCAGCAAACAAAUCUGAGUUGCAGAGAAGUACUUUAAAAGCUAAGGUUGCUUCUUUUACUUUUAGAAGCUUACAAUAUUACCAAUACAUUGUUAAUUUACUUUCUGCAAGAUUACGAAAAAAAGUCUUGGUGUUUGAAAACUAAAACAGGCACCAUUUGCCGGCAUAAUUUUACCCGCGCACAAAGUGUUUUCAGCGAAAAGAGAAAAUUUAUUUUGAGAAAAAUGACUCAAUAGUUAAAUUAAGUAACUAUUUUAAACAUCCUUGGCCAUGUUUCCACUAUGAAUAAAAUUCCAGAAACCAAAUCGAGAAAAGGCCUUUUACGUUUGACGGCGGUGGAAUUAGAAAUGCGGCUGUACAAUAUCGCCAUAGGUUUCUCAGUCCGUCCGCUGAUUGAUAUCACAACCCGGUUGCUGACCUGGUUUUUGUAGAGUAUGGUCGCCAUGACAGGCAUCAUUGCAUUCGUCAUUUUAAGAGCGCGCAAAUCCAAACUCUUUUUUGGUCGGCAAUGAUUUCCUUGAGUUCAACACAACCUGUGACGUUGAUGAAAAUUUCACUACGAGGUGUUGCACAGUCAUCGUCCCGUGUUUUUUGUCUUUUAGAACGCUUCAUCGCACAACUUUGUUGCCACCUAG
Messenger RNA from Porites lobata, 13038 nucleotides. The record is from the annotation of a GenBank genome assembly. Lineage: Eukaryota; Metazoa; Cnidaria; Anthozoa; Scleractinia; Poritidae.